Molecule: messenger RNA, 201 nt
Organism: Cladophialophora carrionii CBS 160.54
Lineage: Eukaryota; Fungi; Ascomycota; Eurotiomycetes; Chaetothyriales; Herpotrichiellaceae
Exons: 1
Coding region: 1-201 (66 amino acids)
Source: RefSeq, a predicted model, not a curated record
AUGCAUCAGUUCCUCACCAGAUAUGCUUCCAAUCCCAUGCAAUCCACCGUCACCUACGAUGGUCGUCACAUAGUCCUGUCCUUCUUCACCUCAUUACUAGGAUGCAUCACCACGUUGGAGUUGUUGCAGAGGCGGACCUCGACCAGAGGCGCAUACAACUGGCAAGUCGACCUGGCUAUCGCCAACGAGCCCCACCACUAA